Messenger RNA from Mizuhopecten yessoensis (Yesso scallop), 2747 nucleotides. Its product is annotated as membrane frizzled-related protein-like. Gene Ontology annotation, molecular function: protein binding. The record is from RefSeq and is a predicted model, not a curated record. The transcript has 7 exons. Lineage: Eukaryota; Metazoa; Mollusca; Bivalvia; Pectinida; Pectinidae. The coding region runs from base 726 to 1550 and encodes 274 amino acids.
AUCUGCUGCUGGUGCCAGUCUACAUGUAUCCCGUAUAGUCGAUAAUGACAUGUCUACCUGUACCCGCUUAUCAGCUCCAGCUAGCUUUACAUUAUCAGAAUGUUAUCGACAUUCAAAUCACCGUAUAUGUGACUUCAGACGAAACUCGUUAGAUAGUAUUAUUACGUAAGACACAUUAAAACUGGUUACCAGUACGUCUGUUAACGAGACCAUUAUACUCCGGUAGGGGAGUAGAUGUGUAGUUCGUGGACACGGAAGGCCUACCAGGAUCUGGCAGCGCCAUUAGUGCGUCAUUGUAUUGUCACCACGGUACCUUUAGCCUUGUUGGACUCAUACGGUUAAUCCAGUGCUUACUGACAUGGAACCAUCGCAAGGUAUUAGCUACUGGAGAUAACCAAAUAUUAAGUUAUUAACAAUACACGGAGCGCGUUAUCAAACGCGGAGAAGCAGGGUCGCGGAACACGCUAAUGUGCUUGCUCACCUGUGACAUUGACAUGGACAAACACGAAACAUGCGCGAGGUAUUCUGGGUCUGACUGGAGUCGGGAACUAGCUAUGGUAGUGUUUCUUGCCGUUCGAGGAUUAACAUAAAGUUGUGUCUGGAAAUUGUUAGUGGGAAUUGUUGGUGUUUGAUGGCACGUAGUAUGUGUCUAUGAUACGGUGAUUAGAUUUGCAAUUGACACUGGGAUAUAGAAAUGCGGAAGAUACUGAAAAAGUGGACUUAGAAUGUGGAUGUACAAAUCAGAUCUCAAUUAUAUUAUCCGGAUUUUAUUCUUUUUGGGCCUUGUGUGUUCCUUUGUACCUGCGACGUUUGGGUCGACUGGAUGUGGGGGGUAUUUGACGAUUUCCGCCGGCAUCACCCGGUCAUUCGGGGUGCCCCCCGGGUACCCUGCUUACUCCCACUGUAUAUGGAUCAUUGUGGCCGAACCGGAUCUCCACGCCAGACUCUCCAUCCUGUCGUUUUCAGGGCAGACAUACGGUGGAGACUGUGUGGACACACUCACGGUGAGGGAUGGGGACAUCGAUCAGGCUGAUCUCCUCGAAACUACUUGUGGUACCGUCAGUAACACCGUUGUCACUUCAUCCGGUAGAUGGCUCUGGGUACAGUUUAAAAGCGAUGGGUCCGACUCGACAUCCUCGGUUUCUCUGUCACUCACGACAGUCACUGCAGGUCAUUCGAUGGAAAAUCUCACAAAUCCUCUUGCAGCGUGUAAAUCGUUCGAGUUUCAAUGCUCUAACCUUGUGUGUUUACCUCGAUCCUACAUUUGUGAUGGGUUUAAUGACUGUGGCUGCAUGGAAAACUGUGACGAAUCGGAUUGUAUCGGUCUGGGUUUUGCACCUCUCACACAGCUCGGCUUCUCGGCUGGGAUCGGGGUGGGAAUGUUUAUCUUCAUCUUCAUCUUUGUGUGGUUGUGGGAGAAACGUCGGCGGCGAAUGGCCAAACAGAAAGAGCGAGAGGACCGUAUGAAGGAGGAAGGGAGAGGGCGACCCUCAAAGAACAAAAAGGACGACAAAAAGGAUAAAAAGGCUAAGGUGGCAUGGCAUAAAUAAUGUCGCUAUUACGUUAUCCUUAGCAAGUUCUCAGGGUCAUGAAGUGUGUACAGUUAAACCGUCCAUUACAUUUUCAGCUCGUCAUUUGUUUCUAUGACAUUCAAAUGCAUUCAACGAAAUCCAUUUUGUUUGUGUCAGUGGCUCUAACUCACGUGCCACGCUUAAGGUAGACUGAACAGUAGAUCCAUGGUCUGGUUUUAAAUAACUAGGACAGACUCUCUGUAGGAAGUUCGUCAAUCUGCUUGCGUUAAGUUGUUAUGUACAUGUUAAGCCAAAACAAAACAUGCAAAGAUUUGCUAUAUCGGACGGUUUUGUAAACAACCUGCAUAAUGAGUCACCUUUUAAGAAAUCACAAACGAUUAACUGUAGCAUGAACACGGUCGUCACUGUUAACACGGUCUAUUGGAGCAGUAUAUGAUAGCUAUGUAUCCUAAUUUAGUUAAUGUUAACACGGUCUACUAGAGUAGUAUAUGAUAGCUAUGUAUCCUGAUUUAGUUAAUGUUAACACGGUGUACUGGAGUAGUAUAUGAUAGCUGUGUAUCCUGAUUUAGUUAAUGUUAACACGGUGUACUGGAGCAGUAUAUGAUAGCUACGUAUCCAGAUUUAGUUAAUGUUAACACGGUCUACUGGAGCAGUAUAUAAUAACUAUGUAUCCUGAUUUAGUUAAUGUUAACACGGUGUACUGGAGCAGUAGAUGAUAGCUAUGUAUCCUGAUUUAGUUAAUGUUAACACGGUGUACUGGAGCAGUAUAUGAUAGCUGUGUAUCCUGAUUUAGUUAAUGUUAACACGGUCUACUGGAGCAGUAUAUAAUAACUAUGUAUCCUGAUUUAGUUAAUGUUAACAUGGUGUACUGGAGCAGUAUAUGAUAGCUAUGUAUCCUGAUUUAGUUAAUGUUAACACGGUCUACUAUAGCUAUGUAUCCUGAUUUAGGUAAUAUCAACACGGUCUACUAUAGCUAUGUAUCCUGAUUUAGUUUAAAAGUGUGUCUGGUGUCAGGUCUGAGUUGAUAGUACUAGUACUAUUACUGUGGGAUACUAGUGGAUUAGAAGGGCGGGGGUGGGGUGGGGAGAUGUUCAUUGUAAACCUGUUUCCUAAGUAUUGUAAUGUGAAUCUUGUAAUGGUAAACGUUAUAUUUGUUAUGUGAAUCCUGUAGUGAUAAACAUUAUAUUUGUUAUGUGAAUCCUGUAAUGAUAAACA